AUGGCGAAGGAGCAACAGACAAUUGUACCCGAUAUUCCUGCGUCAGCAGAAGGCAUCAAGCGCAUCGGACCAUCAAAUCGUGAAGGCGAAAGUACAAGUCCCCCUCAAAUCUAUACUCAGUCAACAGCAGAGAGCAUUGAGCAUGCCUUUUCCAUACCCUCGACUCACACGCGAUCGAAUGUGCCGACUGUACUGAGGCUUGCGUGGGCUGUCGUUCUGGCUGCCUACCAGAAUUUGUCUGAAGUAUCUUACACCACCAAUCUUGCAGAAAGCGAAGGAAACGCCGCAGGGGGGUCAAAGCAAGGCAUUGAGGGGUGUCAUCAGCUCGCCGUUCAUGUUGAGGAGGACAAAAGCGUGGUAGAAUUGCUCAACAAUGUGCAGAGCAGCUGCUCUAUGCGACUCGGGCUGAUCUUACCGGAUGACCCCGGGGCUAUACCUGUAGGUCAGUGGAGGUCUCUGCUCAGCAUUGGUGAAGUUGGUGAAGCAAUAAGAAACGCACCAGCUGGAUUUCAGAUCCAGUUGACAUGCCAUCCCACGCCAUCAGCGAUUACUGUCCGCGCCCAUAUCGAUGAAGGCCAAUUCGAGUCCGAAAUGAUGCGCAUGAUGCUAUACCAGCUGGCGUGGACCACGCAACAGAUUCUCGAGGGCUGUUCUUCUGUGAAGAAGUUGAAGAUCAUCAGCCCCGAGGGAUUGCAGCUUCUCCAGACGUGGAACGCUACGACUCCAGCACCAGUCAAUACUUGCGUCCACGAGAUGAUUCUAUCACACUGUGUUAGCACUCCGGAUCACUCCGCCGUGUGUGCUUGGGAUGGUCGUCUCACGUACAAGGACCUGGACGAUCUGUCUCAACGAGUUGCCUCGCACCUGGUGGCACGCGGCGCUGGCCCUGAGAGAUUCAUUCCUGUCCUGCUUGAAAAGUCUCUGUGGACACCAGUGGCCAUUCUGGGUAUUCUUCGUGCCGGUUCGGCCUUCUUGCUUCUCGAUCCGCGGGUGCCUACUUCUCGCCUGCUUUCGCAGUGUCACGAUGUCGGUGCGACAAUUGUCCUCACCUCGCCUGGACUCUCUCAUAUCGCUGCUGCACUCGAAUUGGAUGCGGUAUUCUUGUCGAAUGCUCAGAUCAACACCUGGUUCGACGGUGGGAAAGCAACGACCAGGCUCCCCAGCUGCCACCCUCAUCAAGCACUCUAUGCUGUGUUCACCUCUGGCUCGACAGGUCAACCCAAGGGAGUCGUCAUUCAGCACUUCUCCUUCUGUACCAGCGCCAAAAACUUCGCCGCCAUCACCAAGAUUGACCAGUCGAGUCGAGUGUUUCAAUUUUCAACAUACUCCUUCGACGUCAGCAUAUCAGACCACCUUGUUCCCCUCAUGCACGGCGCAUGUUUGUGUAUACCCUCCGCUACGCAGUCCCAGAAUUCUCUCGCGCAAUCCAUCAGAGACCUCGGGGCAAACUGGAUUGAUCUGACCCCUUCGGUCUCCCGGAUCCUGUCGUCGGCAGACCUUGCAGGGGUCACGACCCUCAAUCUAGGGGGCGAAGCCAUGAUGAAGAGUGAUGUUGAGAGAUGGGCGGACCUAUUGAGACUGGUCAAUUCGUAUGGCCCUUCCGAGUGCUCUGUCACCGCGUCAUCGCGAGUGAUGCGGCAAGCAUCGGAUUCACAGAAUAUAGGCUUCGUGACGGGCGGAGUGGGCUGGGUGGUAUAUCCUGACGACGAGAGUGAGCUGGUGCCCCUCGGAGCUAUUGGGGAACUCGUGAUAGAAGGCCCUAUUGUUGGGCGGGGGUACCUGGCGCAUGGGGAAGGGUUCACGGACAGUUUACCCUGGUUGCGAGAGCUGCGCCACGGGCCGAUGGUGCGCGCGUACAAGACGGGAGAUCUUGUGCAGCAGCUCUCCGAUGGCUCAUUCAGAUACGUUGGCCGUAAAGACACACAGGUCAAACUCCGUGGACAGCGCAUUGAACUGGGGGAGGUGGAGCAUCAUGUGAGCGAGGCUCUCGCGAAUAUCCAGAGUGCGGUUGCUGAGGUCGUCCAUCUACGGAAAGAUGACAGCUCACAGGCCAUCCUGGUGAUCUUCAUCCAAUGUCAAUGCGGAACGUUGGACGGGGGAAUCCGUCCUGAACAAGGGGACUGUGCCAUACUGCCGCCGUCGGCGUGCUUCCAACGGGACAUCAAGAAAGCAGUAGAGACCCUGAGGAAACGCCUCCCCGCUUACCUGGUCCCUUCUGUCUUCUUCGAAGUGAACUUCAUCCCUCUCUCCAGCUCGGGGAAGGUGGAUAGGAAGCUCUUAAGAGCGAUGGCUGCCAAUCUCGGGCCAGAUGGUCUACACAAAUAUCGUUGCAGGGAGGAAAGUGGAAAGGCAACCGCGACACUGCCAAAGAGCAGAAUAGCAAACAAGCUGCAGACAAUCUGCUCGGAGUUGCUCAAUACGCCUGUGGGGAGAGUGCCUCUGGACGAGAGCUUCAUUUCCCUCGGGGGAGACUCAAUCACAGCCAUGGUCCUUGUCGCCCGAUGCAAUCGCCAACAGAUUCAAGUAACUGUGCAGGAUAUUCUACACGCAACAUCUCUGCGCGAGCUUGCCUUCUCAGCCACGGAGAUUGAGGCUCCUCAACAGGACACUUUGGUGCAGGUAGGGGUGUCAUUUCCCCUCGCCCCGAUCCAGCAAUUGUUCUUUGAUAUACUUCCAGCGGGACACAACCACUACAACCAGAGCUUUCUCUUACAGAUUCAGAAGCCAGUCCGCGUGGAAGAUGUGGCCACCGCUAUACAGUCCCUUGUGGAACGACAUCCGAUGCUGCGGGCGAGAUUCUACCGCGAUGGUGGCGGUCGUUGGGCUCAGCUUGUCACCCAAGACGUCCAAGGCUCAUACCAUUUUUCCCACAUCCAUCUGGACCAGUUGGACGAAGCAUCGCAGCAUAUUGGUCGUAGUCAGAAAUCCCUUGAUAUCUGCCACGGGCCUCUGUUCAGCGCCAUUCUGUUCGAUGUUGGUCAUCAUACCCAGUAUCUCUUCCUGGUAGCCCACCAUCUCGUGGUCGACCUUGUUUCAUGGCGAAUGAUCUUUGCCGACGUGGAGAACUACCUGACUGGCAAAUCGCCCUCGCCAAUACCUAGCAUGCCGUUUGACAGAUGGUGCACGCUGCAAGACCAGUACAUUCGGGAAAACCUGAAAGAAGUUGAGCCAGUGGCAAACAACCCCGGAUCGUGCAAUCUGAUGGAGUACUGGGGUCUCGCCAACUGCUCCAACAAUUAUGCCGACACUGCCAGAGUUGAACUCUCAGUAGAUGUGGCGACGACGAGAUUACUCCUGGGCAAGGCGAAUGAGGCUCUCCGUACCAGGCCAGUCGAGAUCAUUCAAUCGGCGCUGCUGUUCUCGUUCAUGCAAGUCUUCUCGGACCGGGCACCACCUCUGAUCUACAGCGAAGGACAUGGCAGAGAGCCGUGGGAUAACACCGGACCGCCCAUCAAUAUUUCUCAGACAGUAGGUUGGUUCACGACCUUUUGGCCGACAGCUGCAUCAGCUCAGCGGGACCAUUCCUUCAUUGAGGUCUUGGAAAGAGUCAAAGACGCGCGGAGACAGAUGCCGAGAAAGGGUUGGUCGUUCUUUUCCUCGCGUGCAGGCCAGUUUACUCAAGAGCUGCCAAUGGAAAUUCUUUUCAACUACCAUGGAUCUUACCAGGAACUGGAGAGUGAGACGGCCGUGUUGCGCCAUGUCAACGAGAUCAGUUAUCGGUGGCAGGACGUGCGAGGCGACGCGCCGAGAACUGAGCUUUUUGAGGUCACUGGCUUUGUCGAUCAAAAGCGACUGAACAUUGAAAUUCUCUACAACAAUCAAAUGCCGCGGAGCCCAAUAGAAAAGUGGACUGCAGCAAUUGAAAGUUCCUUGCUCGAAGUCAGCCGGAUGCUGAUUUCCACGCCAGUCCGAUUCACAUUAAGCGACUUCUCGCUGCUGGAGACAGGAUACCAAGAGCUGGAAGAUCUGAUCACGAGCUUGAAUCUGGAGGACAUCACUAUGAUCGAGGACAUAUACCCCUGCCUGGGCUUGCAGAAGGAUAUACUGCUAAGCCAAGCGAAGAAUCCGACAGCGUAUGUUACGACAGCAACAUGGGAAUUCCGACACCAGCAGACCAUUGACAUCAGUCGUUUUGAACAAGCAUGGCUGGAAGUUGUACAGACAACGCCGGUGCUUCGUACUGUAUUUGCAGAAGACACGCGAGGGAAGCAAUGGGUGCAAGUUGUGCUGCGAAACAUGGCUGGUGCAGUAUCUGUCUUGCCUGAAACCGGCCGAUGCACGGCGAACAGUGCAGAGAUGAUGAUCAACCAGCACCGACAACCUCUAACUACAUCCAUGCCCUGGCAACUCCUUGUGGUGCCCACUGGAACUCACACACUUGUCUGCCACCUGGCUAUCAGCCACGCGUUGGUAGAUGGGCAUUCCAUGUUGCUUCUUCCUGACCAGCUGACGACUGCAUACACGGGCGGGCUUCUCCACAACCGCAGCAGCAUGGCGGACUUUUGGGCCGGAUAUAUUGAUGGUAGCAGUCCUUGUCUCUUCCCAGGCAGAGGAGACGGCGACGGCAUCAGAAGCACGAGCAAUGCAAACACCGUCGAAUUUGUGUUGGCAGACCCCGCGAUGCAGUCGUUAUGUGAACAAUAUCAAGUCACUCUCUUCAACCUUGUGCAAGUCGCCUGGGGCUUGGUCUUGCGAGCGUAUACCGGAUCCGAAGUGGUUCAAUUCGGGUUUUUGGUCUCCAGUCGAACUGAGUUGAUUGAGGGCUUCGAAGCAGCUGUCGGCCCAUAUAUCAACAUGCUACUCUGUCGAAUGGACCUAGCUUCUUCCAGGGAGAUCAAAGAUGUUCUUCAAGAAACCAGAGCGAGCACACUGCAAGCCUUGCGCUACCAGCAUACCUCGUUGGCGGAUCUUUGCAGCUCUCUCCAGGUCGAGAGACAUGAAUUGUUCAAUACUGGGAUAUCCUUUCAGCCCCAUGAGAAAACACAAGGAAGAGCAUCAAACCUCACAUGGGCUGUGGUGGGGGAGGAAGAUCCAACCGAUUUCGAUAUAUCCAUCAAUGUGAUAGGAGAUGCGGAUCAGCUCCGGGUUAAACUCUCGUACUAUUCCUCCUUUAUCUCUGACUCGCAGGCCAGUUCACUCGCCGCGACAUUUGAGAAGGUUCUUCAAACGGUGGCAAGAAGCCCUGGUCUUGCGAUCAAAAACACCGAAAUUCUGACCGAUAACGAGAUAGCACAACUGGAACAUUGGAAUGGAGUUCUUCCACGGGCGGAGGAGUGCUGUAUCCACGAGGUAAUUGCGAAGCAUUGCAGAGAUAGCCCCUUAGCCCCAGCCAUUGACGCAUGGGAUGGCCUGCUUUCCUAUGCUGCGCUGGACGAUUUUUCUUCGCGCCUCGCCAACGCGCUUGUUGCCCACAGCUGUCCCAUCAAAGAGACCAUAAUUCCUAUUCUCACUCAAAAGUCCAAAUGGACGGCAGUGGCCAUGGUGGCUAUCUUGCGUGCCGGUGCGACAUUUGUCCUGCUCGAUCCAUCAUACCCAUUCGCUAGGCUCCAGAUGAUCUGUCACAAGGUUAACGCUGCGGUGCUCGUGUCCUCGUCAGCAGAUUGCGCCCUAGCCACGCAGCUAUGCGAGACAGUGAUCAUUGUCGGCGACAGGGAGGUCCAAACCUGGCCUUGUACCCAUUUGCUCAACUCCAUGCGACCUACCCCCAAGACCGCCGCAUACGUGGUAUUCACGUCUGGAUCCACCGGUGAGCCCAAAGGUGUCAUCAUCGAACAUUCCGCCUUCUGCACCAGCGCGCGCGCGCAAAAAGAAACACUUUCCUUAGACACACAGAGCCGCGUGCUGCAAUUCGCGUCGUACGCAUUCGAUGUCAGCAUCGCCGACCACCUCACGACGUUAAUAGCAGGUGCAUGCAUCUGCGUGCCUUCGUCGGAAGAGGUAGCCAACGCCUUGAUGCCCAGCAUUGAGCGGUACCAAGUCAACUGGAUGGCAUUGACACCUUCUGUGGUCCGCACCCUCGACCCCAGUGAUGUACGGUUACGCACGCUCAAGACCCUAGUCAUCGGGGGAGAGCCAAUGUCCCGCCGGGACAUGAUGACUUGGAUGAGCGCCAAACCACAGCUGUCGCUAUACGUUGCGUAUGGACCGGCUGAGUGCUCUGUAAUGGUGACCUCGUCCAGGAUGAUGCGGGAUAUGUGUGUCGACUCGCGCAACAUUGGGCAUGCACCGACCGCCGCAUUGUGGAUUACCGAUCCUCACGACUAUACGAAACUGCAGCCUAUUGGAGCGGUGGGGGAGCUCCUGGUUGAAGGGCCGAUUCUGGGUCAGGGCUACCUGAAUGAUCCGCGGAGGACGUCAAUGUCCUUUGUACAAAGUCCCCCAUGGCUUUCUCGGUACCGGACGAGCGCCGCGGCUCCAAGUAGACUGUACAGAACAGGCGACUUGGUUCAAUACCAGUCCAAUGGCUCAGUCCGAUAUUGUGGCAGGAAAGACAACCAGAUCAAGUUGCGCGGGCAACGGAUUGAACCGGGUGAGGUCGAAGAGCAAACCUUGCGUGCGUUUGAUGACGCAGAGCUUGUGAUCGUUGACAUCGUGUUGCUAGGUGGCAAUGAUGGCGAUAGACAUGCCUCUUUGGUAGCCUUCGUCAGCUUCCAAGAUGACAUGGGGUGUAGCACCAGAGGGGAGGCGGCUUUCGCUGAGCCCACGCCCACGUUUCGUGACGCAGUCACAGCUGCCGUGACCAAACUGCGCUCACGGAUUCCCCGGUAUAUGAUCCCGGCAUAUUUCCUGCCUUUGCAGCGAGUACCGCUAACGAAGUCGGGAAAGUAUGAUCGUCAAGGGCUGCGAAGGCAGGCGGAAACCCUAACCCAGGAAGAUCUGACUGCGUACUUGAGGGCAGGGACCGCGUCCUCACAACUUCCAAGGACCAGACGCGAGCAACAGCUUCAGAAGCUUUAUGGGCUCGUUCUCAAAGUUGACAGGGAGAAAAUCGGGCUGAAUGAUGAUUUUUUCCAUCUAGGUGGCGAUUCAAUCAAGGCAAUGGAGCUGGUGGCUCAAGCACGGGCCGAGGGGCUCUCUCUGCAUGUCGCUGAGGUCUUCCAAAACCCUACGCUGGGCUCUCUGUCUGCUGUUACCACCUUGUCCAGUUCACCUUCAUCGAAAGCUCGUGCACUGGAGGCUGGAGAUUCACAGACCGUGACGCAGACAGCCGCAGCUGAGCCGCUUCACCUGCGACGUAUGUGGAUAAACAACCAGGAAUACGAGGUGGCCGACGUCACCCCUGCAACUGAAUGCCAGUCAAAUGAAGCCUGUGGUCCCAUGCCAUAUUUCGUUUUGGAGCUUCCGGAACAGAUUGAUGCAGUCAAGCUAGCCGAAGCCUGUACCUCGUGGAUGCAAGUUCAUCCCAUUCUGCGCACUGUCUUUGUCCAGUGGGGAGGCCAGAUUCUCCAAGUGGUGUUGCAAACCCCACCUGUCACGCUGCUUCCGGGCGAUACAUUGCCGGAUUCCGCGAAAGACCCUGUAUCGGUUGCUCUGUCAUGGUGCUAUCAGGACGUGUUGGCGAGGCCUCCCCUUGGUACCCCUUAUCUUGCCCUAAAGCUGGUGCGGGGCAUCGGCACAUCCCAUGCCCUGGCGCUUCGACUCAACCAUGCUCAGUAUGAUGGGAUCUGCUUUCCAAAGCUCAUACAAGAUCUACUUGACAUCUACCAAGGCCGAGAGAUUGAGAAGAUUCCCGAGUUCAGCGCAUACUCACGCUAUGCCACGCAGCAGGUUAUCCACAACCAGGAUGCUCUUCAAUUCUGGACGCAGCUACUGGACGGCGCAAGAAUGAACCCUGUGUACCGGCCUCCAGACCAGGAGAAGAGUCUUUGUGCAGACCACGCACUGCCCACUGCUACUACCACAGCGCGAGUUCUACACUCAACUCGGACCAUCGGUGUCCCGACACCCCCAGCUGGCAUCACAAUGGCCACUGUGAUCAAAGCGUCAUGGGCAUCAGUUCUCUGGAGAUUGCAGUUAACGGAGGAUGUCACCUUUGGUCAGAUAUCCAGCGGUCGCAGCACGGGCGUUCCCGGAUUGGAUCAGGUGGUUGGGCAUUGUCUCGUGGAAGUUCCUGUCCGUGUGCGCAUUGAUCCACGCGGGUGCGCGAUGGAUCUGUUCCAUCAAAUCCAGGUCCAGCAGAUUCAGUCUAUGCGGUAUGAGUUGCUCGGUCUGCGUCAGAUUGUGGAAAAGUGCACUUCUUGGCCCUGCGACAUCUACUUCGGGUCCUUGCUGCACCACAAGAGCAGGCCGGAUAAGAUGGAGUUCAGCUCUGGAGAUCUGACUUGUCGUGUUGUCGAGGAGGCCCCGGACGUUGUGUACAGAUAUCCCUUUGUUGCGGUGGAUUCGGUGGAGGACUGCGCCGGCAGCAUCUUGUUGGACCUUUGGGCGAAGAGUGAUGUCGCGACGCAAGCCUCUCUCGAUAGACUGAGUCGGGUAUUGGGCGUCACUAUCGCGCGGUUCUUGAGUGCGCCGGGGGAGGCUGUAGAGAACCUUACUGCUGGACUGGCAAAGUGA
Messenger RNA from Aspergillus saccharolyticus JOP 1030-1, 8553 nucleotides. Its product is annotated as acetyl-CoA synthetase-like protein. The transcript has 4 exons. Gene Ontology annotation, biological process: amino acid activation for nonribosomal peptide biosynthetic process; secondary metabolite biosynthetic process. Bases 1 to 8553 code for a protein of 2850 amino acids. Gene Ontology annotation, cellular component: cytoplasm. Lineage: Eukaryota; Fungi; Ascomycota; Eurotiomycetes; Eurotiales; Aspergillaceae. The record is from RefSeq and is a predicted model, not a curated record. Gene Ontology annotation, molecular function: catalytic activity; phosphopantetheine binding.